AUGGAAUAUGCCCGUGUUCGGAUAGAGACUAUGAAUGGUUACAGAGAGAUGCGGACAAAUGCGGUACGACUAGAAGUUAGCUCACAUGAAUCUGAUGAGUCAAUUCGGAUAGAAAGAGCAUAUGUUGUUCCUAGUUUGCCUAAGAUUAAGCGAGUGGUACCAGAGGAGAAGCAGCUUCGAUUGUGGCAACAUCUGCAGGGAAUAGACCUGAGGAGAUGUGAAAGUAAGCGAAUAGGACUACUG
This is a messenger RNA of Schistosoma turkestanicum, 243 nucleotides long. Lineage: Eukaryota; Metazoa; Platyhelminthes; Trematoda; Strigeidida; Schistosomatidae. The record is from the annotation of a GenBank genome assembly.